Molecule: messenger RNA, 1533 nt
Organism: Saccharomyces kudriavzevii IFO 1802
Lineage: Eukaryota; Fungi; Ascomycota; Saccharomycetes; Saccharomycetales; Saccharomycetaceae
Gene: ADE4
Product: amidophosphoribosyltransferase
Exons: 1
Coding region: 1-1533 (510 amino acids)
Biological process (GO): purine nucleotide biosynthetic process; purine nucleobase biosynthetic process
Cellular component (GO): cytoplasm
Molecular function (GO): amidophosphoribosyltransferase activity
Source: RefSeq, a predicted model, not a curated record
AUGUGUGGUAUUUUAGGUAUUGUGUUGGCAAACCAAAACACUCCAGUAGCUCCGGAAUUGUGUGAUGGAUGCAUUUUUUUACAACACCGUGGACAAGAUGCAGCUGGUAUAGCUACCUGUGGUUCUCGUGGUAGAAUAUACCAAUGUAAAGGUAAUGGUAUGGCUCGUGAUGUUUUCACGCAACAACGUGUUUCAGGACUUGCUGGUUCCAUGGGUAUUGCCCACUUGAGGUAUCCUACUGCCGGUUCUUCCGCUAACUCAGAGGCACAACCCUUUUACGUUAACAGUCCUUACGGUAUUAAUAUGGCACAUAACGGUAAUCUAGUGAAUACUGCCUCACUAAAGAGAUAUAUGGAUGAAGAUGUUCAUAGACAUAUCAACACAGACAGUGAUUCUGAGUUACUAUUGAAUAUUUUCGCUGCUGAAUUAGAAAAGCACAACAAGUACAGAGUUAACAACGAAGAUGUCUUCCACGCCUUAGAGGGGGUUUACCGUUUAUGUCGUGGUGGUUACGCCUGUGUCGGUUUGCUGGCCGGGUUUGCACUAUUCGGGUUCAGAGAUCCAAACGGUAUUAGACCCUUACUAUUCGGCGAGAGGGAAAAUUCAGACGGUACCAAAGACUAUAUGCUAGCUUCAGAGAGUGUUGUUUUCAAAGCUCACAACUUCACGAAAUACCGUGAUUUGAAGCCUGGUGAGGCAGUCAUUAUCCCCAAGAACUGUAGUAGAGGCGAACCUGAAUUCAAGCAGGUGGUCCCUAUAAACUCCUAUAGACCUGAUUUGUUCGAGUAUGUGUAUUUUGCUAGGCCGGACAGUGUCUUGGAUGGUAUAUCAGUUUACCACACAAGAUUGGCCAUGGGUUCUAAAUUAGCAGAAAACAUCUUGAAGCAGUUGAAGCCAGAAGACAUUGAUGUUGUAAUUCCUGUCCCGGAUACCGCCAGGACAUGCGCCUUAGAAUGCGCCAAUGUUUUAGGCAAGCCGUACAGAGAGGGCUUUGUUAAGAAUAGGUAUGUUGGUAGAACAUUCAUCAUGCCAAACCAAAGAGAAAGAGUUUCUUCAGUGAGGAGGAAGCUUAACCCUAUGGAGUCCGAAUUUAAGGGUAAAAACGUUCUGAUAGUGGAUGAUUCCAUUGUUAGAGGUACUACUUCCAAGGAAAUCGUUAAUAUGGCCAAGGAAUCAGGCGCAACAAAAGUUUACUUUGCAUCAGCUGCCCCAGCCAUUCGUUAUAACCACAUAUACGGUAUCGACUUGACAGACACAAAAAAUUUAAUUGCUUAUAACAGAACUGAUGAGGAAGUGGCGGAUGUGAUUGGUUGUGAAAAGGUAAUUUAUCAAUCACUGGAAGAUUUGAUUGACUGCUGCAAAACCGAUAAAAUAAGCAAGUUCGAAGAUGGUGUUUUUACUGGGAGUUACGUCACAGGUGUUGAAGACGGUUAUCUACAAGAAUUGGAAGAAAAACGUGAAUCGAUCGCUAACAAUUCAUCAGAUAUGAAGGCUGAAGUUGAUAUCGGAUUAUAUAAUUGUGCAGAUUAUUGA